Molecule: messenger RNA, 1108 nt
Organism: Zophobas morio
Lineage: Eukaryota; Metazoa; Arthropoda; Insecta; Coleoptera; Tenebrionidae
Product: choline kinase alpha-like
Exons: 11
Coding region: 241-1089 (282 amino acids)
Biological process (GO): phosphatidylethanolamine biosynthetic process; CDP-choline pathway
Cellular component (GO): cytoplasm
Molecular function (GO): choline kinase activity; ethanolamine kinase activity
Source: RefSeq, a predicted model, not a curated record
AUUUCUGAAAAAUUUAAAAGGCAAGCCUAUACCUUAUGCAUAAAACAUCUUAGCUCCUGGAAUAAUGUCCCUUACGAAUCUUUUAAAAUCGAAAUUGUCAAGGGCGGUCUUACCAAUCUUCUGUUUAAAUGUUAUCUCAGCCCAAUUUGUAAUGGAGUUAUAGCACUUAAUCCUGCCUCUAUCUUGUUAAGAAUUCAUGGCGUGGGAACGGAAAAAUUUUUUUCUAGAUUUUUAGCCGAAAUGUCUUUUGUUAUAUUGUCUGAAAGGAAGGUCGGCCCUAAGCUUCUUGGAAUUUUUACUGAAGGUCACAUAGAAGAAUUUUUUGAGGCGAAGACACUGCAACCGCAAGAUCUUUGUCUUUCAAAAAUUUCUUUUAAAAUAGCAAAAAGUUUGGCACGAUUCCAUGCGAUUGACAUGCCCUUAGAACGCACUCCUUCCGUCUUUAAUACUUUAAGGAGUUGGUACUCUUCUGCUCGCCUCGUCUUGGAAAAUGGCUCUGAAUAUUAUAGAGAAAAUCGUUUGACCCUUGUAGAAUAUGAAAAGGAGCUUCAACAGCUAGACUUAAUGAAGGAAAUAGAUUUUAAGCAGGAAGUGGAGUUUUUAGUCGAAAAAAUUUUGUCCUUGGCGGAGACACCAGUGAAGUUUUGUCACAACGACGUAAACGCAGGGAACGUACUUUGCCUGGAGGACGGUUCUUUACAACUAAUCGAUUUUGAGUACUCCGCUUAUAAUCACGUGGGUUUUGAGUUUGCCAACCACUUUUGCGAGAGGAUCUUUGAUUAUAGCGGAAUACAGGAGUAUCCCUUUUUCCGGGUAAUGCUUGAAAAUUUUCCUGAUUUAGCUGAACAACGGACCUUUUUGGAGGCAUACUUAAGUGACGUGCCCUCUGACGCCGAGCCAGAUGUGAGAGUGUAUCUCGCGGAGACGAACCGGUUUGUGCUUGUGUGCCAUAUGCUGUGGGCCUUAUGGAGCAUCAUCCAGUUCGACUGCUCAACUAUCGUAUUCCCAUAUCUGAAGUAUGCCAGUAUUCGCUUGGACAUGUACUUCCAAGCCAAAGAGCAACUGGAUUCACUUCUAGCUCGUAUUUAAACUCAUUAGUUUUCUUUAA